This is a messenger RNA of Pseudophryne corroboree (corroboree frog), 3992 nucleotides long. It is a transcript of the gene ABTB2, whose product is annotated as ankyrin repeat and BTB domain containing 2. Gene Ontology annotation, molecular function: protein heterodimerization activity. The record is from RefSeq and is a predicted model, not a curated record. Bases 385 to 3423 code for a protein of 1012 amino acids. The transcript is spliced from 17 exons. Lineage: Eukaryota; Metazoa; Chordata; Amphibia; Anura; Myobatrachidae.
GGGCUUCUCUCCUCUGCUUGGGAUCUUUCUUCACUCUUACUUUUUUACUUGAUCCAGAUUUGUAUGUAUUUUUUGGGAAGAGAGAAGCCGUUGCCCCUUCCCGGAGAACGCCGCACCACCCCUGACUCUCCCUCCCUGGCUGGCACCAGGUACCCUGUGGUAUUUGUGCAUUUUGGUUUUGCAUCUUCCUGGAGAAUUACUCGUUUUCCCUCUGCUGCUUCUGUAUCUGCAUUCUCUGUAAUAUGGGAUAUGAGACUCUGCAACUUCUCCAGCACUUCCAGGAGAGCGAUGUCCUCUCCAUGUGUCCAGCUGUAGGAGACCAUCACUGAAUGCAGGAAUUGGUGCCAGUAGUCGCUCUCUGGUGUUGGAUUCCCAUCUGCACCCAUGGCUGGGAUAUAUAGUUCUACUCUGAAGACCUUGGAGGACCUUACUCUGGACUCUGGCUAUGGAGCAGAGGAUUCCUGCAGGUCCCUCAGCCUCUCCUCAUCGAAAUCCAACUCCCAGCCAUUGGCAUCCUCCAAACACCGUGGAAACUGGUGGCAUUACUCUGGUUCUAUGAACAGCCGAAACAGCAGUUGGGACACAAUGAACACCCCUCUGACAGAGGACCCUGAUCUGGUGGACAUGUUCUCUAGGUGCCACAGGUUACCUGAGUUGGAGGACUUCCCCUGGAUAGAUGAGGACAUUGGGAAGCUGCUGAGAAAGGGUAAAGGAGAUGAGUUCUCUCAGGAUGCUGUGAGAAGACUGUCUCUCUUGCUGAGGAGGCCUCUCAUCAGGAUAUCCAGGGAAGCCCAGCGCCUGAGCGUUUUACACGCCAAGUGCACGCGCUAUGAGAUCCAAAGUGCCAUGAAACUUAUCCUGAGCUGGGCGCUGUCACAGAGCUGUGCCUUGGCCACGGUGCGAGCCCUAUCUCUGUACAGCAUGAGUGCAGGAGAUGGCCUUCGGCAGGGUAAGUCGGCCCGUUGCGGCCUCUCCUUGUCCGUGGGUAGGUUCUUCAGGUGGAUGGUGGACACAAGGAUAUCUGUGCGGAUUCACGAGUAUGCAGCGAUUUGCUUGACCUCCUGCAUGGAGAACCUUCUGGAGGAGAUCAGGAACCGUGUCCUAGUCGGUCAAGGAGCUGAUGGGGUGGAAAUCUCUCUAGAUGCCCUGGAAAUGGCAAUUAACAAUGACGCCGAGCUGUGGGGAGUCCUGCAGCCAUAUGAGCACUUAAUCUGCGGGAAGAACGCCAGUGGGGUCCUUUCCCUUCCUCCCUACUUCAGUCCCUAUAAAGAUGGCUCCCUGGAGAGAGAUGACGCAGCCGAUGCAUACACGCACCUAGAAUUACGCACUUUGGAGCAGUCUCUUCUCGCCACCUGUGUUGGGAGCAUCUCGGAGCUGAGUGACCUGGUUUCCCGAGCCAUGCAUCAUAUGCAGAGCCUGAGCACCCUGAGGCCUGGCAUGAGCCCCGCACGCCAACACCGCCAAUCCGCGCAGCACGUCACUUGGUCCCCUGACUCCCUGCACACGUUGUACUAUUUCCUGCGCUGCUCACAGAUGGAGUCCAUGGAAAAUCCAAACUUAGACCCACCCAGAAUGGCGCUUCAUAACGAACGGCCGUUCAUCUUGCUCCCCCCACUCAUGGAGUGGAUGCGAGUGGCUAUCACAUACGCAGAACACCGGCGCAGCCUGACGGUAGACGGCGUCGACAUCAGGCAGACGGCCAGACUGCUUCUCCCGGGACUGGACUGUGAACCACGGCAGCUCAGACCCGAGUGCUGCUUCAGUUCCCUCCGACGUCUGGAUGCUGCAGCCGCCACAGAACGCUUCCAGCAGGACCUGGGCUUCCGGAUGCUGAACUGCGGCCGGACUGACCUCAUCCCCCAGGCAGUGAAAGCGUUGGGACAGGACGGCAUUAACACGAUGGAUGACCAGGGUGUGACUCCGCUCAUGUACGCCUGUGCUGCUGGGGACGAGGCCAUGGUUCAGAAGCUGAUAGAGGCUGGAGGAGACCUGGACAUCGCUGUUCCAAGCAGUUCCCCCCGAUACCCAUCUGUGCACCCGGACACGCGCCACUGGACAGCGCUAACAUUUGCCGUCCUCCAUGGACACAUAUCCGUUGUGCAGUUGCUCCUUGAUGCUGGUGCCCACGUGGAGGGUUCGGCUGUGAACAGCAGUGAAGACAAUUAUGCAGACACCCCCUUACAGUUGGCAUCCGCUGCAGGUAACUACGAGCUGGUCAGUCUGCUGUUAGACAGAGGAGCUGACCCUCUCUUGAACAUGCUGGAAGCCGGGCGGGUGACCUCCUCAUUACAUGAAGAUAUGAAUUGCUUUAGCCACUCAGCAGCCCAUGGGCACAGGAACGUCCUGAGGAAGCUGCUCACCCAGCCACAGCUCUGCACAGGAGAUGUCCUGUCUCUGGAGGAGAUAUUGGCGGAGGGGGUGGAGAGUGACACCUCCAGCACAGGCAGCUCUGACCAGGGGCCGGUCCGGCUUUGCAAGACCAGGAUGAAAGCUCUGCAGGAGGCGACUUACUACAGUGCGGAACACGGCUACCUGGACAUCACCAUGGAGCUGCACAGCCUCGGGGUGCCCUGGAAGCUGCACGUAUGGAUGGAAUGCCUGCGAACAUCCUUCCACUACUCCCACCAUGCUGUAAUGGAAACCCUGCUGCAGGAAUUCUGCACCAUCAGAGAGGAGGACUAUAACGAGGAGCUGAUUAACGAGGGGCUGCCACUUCUCUUUAACAUUUUCAAGACCACGAAGAGUGACACCGUUACACAGCAGCUGGCCUCCAUCUUUGCUCAUUGUUAUGGAGACAGCCCCGUGCCCAAAAUUCCAGAGAAACAGAAGACCCUUCCUGCACGCCUAGAUCCGCACUUCCUGAACAAUGAGGAGAUGUCUGAUGUGACGUUCCUGGUAGAAGGGAGAUUGUUCUACGCUCACAAGGUUCUCCUGGUCACAGCCUCUAACAGGUUUAAGUCGCUGAUGAGCAACGCAAGUGCUGAAGAGGAUUCCUGUCCCACCACAGUUGAAAUCACAGAUGUGAAAUACAGCGUUUUCCAGAUGCUGAUGCAGUACUUAUACUACGGGGGCACAGAGUCUAUACGAGUACCAACAGCUGCUAUUCUAGAGCUCCUGUCUGCGGCCAGCCACUUCCAGCUCAAUGCUCUGCAGCGACACUGUGAAACCAUCUGCUCGCAGAACAUCGACACAGACAACUGCGUCAGUAUCUACAAGUACGCCAAGAUACACAAUGCUCCGGAGCUGGCUCUAUUCUGCGAGGGGUUCUUUCUCCAAAACAUGAGGCCACUGCUGGAGCAGGAAUCCUUCAAACAACUGAUCCACGGGCGCAGCAGCAAAGUGCAGGGUCUGGACACCCUGACGGACUUAAAGACCACACUGACCAACCGCAUCAAAGACAUUUACAUCUCAUGCAGAGUGUGACUUGCAGGCCUGGCCUGCGGCUGGAGUACGUGAUGGCCAGGAGGUGGGAUGUGCGGGGCUCCUGGACACAAGAUGGUGUAGCUGGGGGAAGAUACUGGUCACAGCAGCGUUAGGAUGGGGCACGGGCCCUACAGGAUGAUGUAAAUGACAAGACAUAAAUAUUACACGGUUUGUAUGUAUAUGUAGAUAAAGCCAGUGCCUGAGAUAUUAUUUGUAUAUAUAACCCUAAUAAUAAUGCCACCCCAUAAUUAAUAAAACCUGGUCUCUGGCCAAGUGAUCGACAUGUGGGCGCAGAGAAGAGGUGGAAGGUCUGCUCUGUAUUACAGGAAUUUGCACCUUAUAGAUGAUCUGACUGGAACCUUCACAAUAAUUAUUACAUAUCAUCUAGAGAUCAUUGGCGGACAAAGAAAUACAGUUUAAUGUACGGUCUGCCAUGUUUAUACAGACCGCACGCACAGGCAAUAUUCUGUAGAGCGCAAAUUCAAGUGUUCCUGAUGGUUGAACUGGACAUUGUUGCACCAUGUUUUAUUAGUGUGUUUAUUUAGGAUAUAAAUACGUUCUUUGUUCCA